Messenger RNA from Nicotiana attenuata, 2564 nucleotides. RefSeq lists its product as uncharacterized. The coding region runs from base 588 to 2096 and encodes 502 amino acids. The transcript is spliced from 8 exons. Gene Ontology annotation, cellular component: cytoplasm; chloroplast. NCBI's taxonomy places the organism in Eukaryota, Viridiplantae, Streptophyta, Magnoliopsida, Solanales, Solanaceae. The record is from RefSeq and is a predicted model, not a curated record.
UAUUCUGAGAUCUCCCAUCUCUGCCAUUUUCUUUCUUAUUAGAUCCUGCAACGAAACCUGAAGACAGAUACAGUCUUUUUUUUUUUUUUAAAUCUUUUUACAGAGAAGAAAACUUUCAAUAAGAAGAUCGCAAAGGAAAAUUCAUUUAAAGCAAUAUUGACUCUUGUCCCUACUACACCUUUCUUCUUCUGCUGCAUUCUAAAAACUUAAAUUUACUUUAAUUUCAUCACCGCUUCUCAUCUUUUACUUCAUUCAUAUAUUUCCCAUUUUCCCAUUUCUUGAUUUUUCUCCAAAGUUUAAAUCUUUUCAAUAUCGAGUCUUGAAAAGUUUAAUUUUUUUCAUUUUGUGUCUUGAAUCUUUUAGUCAAUCUGGGGUAGGAAUUUCCCAUUUCUUGGUUUUGUUCCAAAGUUCAAAUCUUUUCUAUAUUGGGUGUUGAAAAAUUUCAAUUUUUUUUUCAUUUGGGUGUUGAAUCUUUUAGUUAAUCUGGGCCAAGAAUAUACCAUUUUCCAAUGUGGUUAAAGUUUUGAUGCAAUUGUGUAUUAUUAUCACAUGCAUGGGAAGAUUUGAGGGGUGUGAUGAUUUGAGAAAUGGAGGUUAGAUCUGAGAGUGAGGUACAUAUUAGAAGUGAAAAAGUGCCAUUACAACAAGGGCAAGUGAUACAGAGAACAAGAUUAAAAGUUUGGUUCAUAAGGGUUUGUUCCAGCAUUUUAAUAUGGACAUGUUUGGUUCAGCUUAUUGCUGUUUGGGAACUUUAUCAUCCACGUUUGUUUUCUGGUUUUGCUGGAUAUACUAAGCUUUCUGUUCAUGUUGAAGAGACUUUGCCUUCUCCUUUGCCUCUUCUUCCAGCUAGAAAUUAUACAAAUAAUGGGUUUCUUCAAGUGUCCUGCAAUGGUGGCUUGAAUCAAAUGCGUGCAGCCAUCUGUGACAUGGUGACUGUUGCACGGCUUCUGAAUCUAACUUUGGUUGUCCCGGAGCUUGAUAAAACAUCUUUCUGGGCAGAUCCUAGCAAUUUUGAUGAUAUUUUUGAUGUGAGACACUUCAUUGCUUCGCUAAGAGAUGAAGUUCGGAUAAUAAAGAGAUUGCCAAAGAGGUUCAGCAGGAGAUAUGGAUACCAACCACUAGUAAUGCCUCCUGUUAGCUGGUCAAAUGAAAAAUACUACUUGCAACAGAUUCUGCCUCUCUUCAGCAAGCAUCAAGUGAUACAUUUCAACAAGACAGAUACUAGACUAGCAAACAACGGGAUGCCUCCUGAGCUUCAAAAACUCAGAUGUCGGGUGAAUUUUCAGGCACUGAAGUUCACUCCAGAGAUUGAGGCUUUGGGAGAAAAAUUGGUACGUAUGCUUCAGGCAAGAGGACCAUUUGUAGCAUUGCAUCUAAGAUAUGAGAUGGAUAUGUUGGCAUUCUCUGGUUGCACUCAUGGCUGCACUGAAGAGGAAGCUGAGGAGCUCAAACGUUUAAGGUAUGCAUUCCCUUGGUGGAAGGAGAAAGAGAUUAUAUCUGAGGAGAGGAGAUCUCAAGGCUUGUGUCCCCUCACCCCAGAGGAGGCAGCUUUAAUUCUGCAAGCAUUGGGUUUUGAAAAAGACAUACAAAUAUAUAUUGCAUCUGGUGACAUUUAUGGAGGUGAAAGGAGGAUUGCUGCUUUGAGAGCUGCCUUCCCAAAGAUUGUGAAAAAGGAAAUGCUGCUUGAUCCUGAGGAGUUGCGGCAGUUCCAGAAUCAUUCAUCUCAGAUGGCAGCCCUCGAUUUUAUAGUGUCAACUGCUAGUAAUGUAUUUGUUCCUACUUAUGAUGGGAACAUGGCUAAAGUUGUUGAAGGUCAUCGUAGGUAUCUUGGUUUUAGAAAAACCAUUCGAUUGGAUCGCAAAAGACUUGUACAACUGUUAGAUAUGCAUCAGAACGGAACACUUACCUGGGAUGAGUUUACAGCUGCAGUCCGGCAGUCACAUGAGGGAAGAAUGGGACAGCCGACUCGUCGCAGAGUUAUUGCAGACAAACCAAAAGAAGAAGAUUAUUUCUAUGCAAAUCCACAGGAGUGUCUGUGCGAGAGUGCAAGAUGUGAUGAUUUGUUAGGCCCUGAUAAUUCAACUGCGGUCCGAUGAGAUAUGCGAUUCAGAGCAUGUCUUGCAUGGAUAUUUAGUCCAUAGUUAUGUGACAGGCUUUCGUGAAGAAAUCAAAGCGAAAGGCGUAAAGUUGUUGGUAUACACAUUUGAGAUCCGUUAGCAAAAGGCCAGAAUGCGGCCUUUGGUCAUCGGGGCAUUUUGGAGAGGUGAAUUUCGUAGAUUGGUAGUUUGUAACUGGGAGAAGCAACAGAAAAAAAUGAAGAAACCAAAUGUGUCAUACUUGUCAAAAAGAAAAGAAAGUGUCAUGUUAAUGUGUUCAUUCAUUUUGUUCAUAUGUAUUUGCUUCCUUCAACAAGUUGAACUGUGCUGAUUGUCACAUGAUACCACAAUUAUUUACAGUAAGAUAACCCUUGUUACAAUUAAAUUUGCUCUAAUUUGUGGAGCAAACAGUGUAACAGUUUGAAUAUUUAUCUAAAUGUCAUGCCCAAAAGGGGUACUUGAAGCAAA